Molecule: messenger RNA, 5077 nt
Organism: Biomphalaria glabrata
Lineage: Eukaryota; Metazoa; Mollusca; Gastropoda; Planorbidae
Product: coiled-coil domain-containing protein 9-like
Exons: 16
Coding region: 487-3438 (983 amino acids)
Source: RefSeq, a predicted model, not a curated record
AAGUAGUGGACUCAGUGAAUUACCUGAGAGAUGAGCAAACCUCUUCAUUGAUUUCUGUUGUACUGAAAUCCAAACCUCUUAUGUUAGGAGCUAUUUAGAUCUUUGCUUUGAAUCCAGUUUUAGCAUACACAUAGUCAUAGACUCUACACACUGUCCUAUAGACUUAGGUCAACACACACACUUAUUGUUGACCUACUCGGGCUGUGUUACACAUCUAGCUCACACAUUUCUGCAUCAGUUGGUUACUUGUGUCUACCUGAUGCUGGCAUACACAUCUGUUAGUUUGAAUUCCAAUCUGACACAGCUGUUUAUUUGAUUACUAUUCAGCAUGGGAUUAUCUUAGCAUAGUAACCAUCUUUUUGUCUUAAAAUUUUAGAAAGUCAAUGUAUCAUGUAGAUCUAGUCAGUGACUGUUCAUUUCAGAUCAAUUUCAGCAGUGGACUAGAAAAAAAGUGUGAAAUAACAUUUUUUUUUUAAAUUACUGAAUAUGGCUGACGGACCAAAGUCAAAUACAAGUGCUGAUACAGAUGUUAGUCUAGAUUUCCUGACUAAAGAAGCUAAAGAGGCUCUGUUAUCUAAAAAGCUGGAUAUGAUACGUCAAAAAAAUAAAGUUUUGACAGAACGUCAUCAGCUUAUUGAAGCAGAUAGAAAAAAGGCAGAAGAGUCUGGUCAAGCUGUCAAACUUGCAAUUGAUAGUCAGUUAGUUCCUGCUGAAGGUGCAGUGAAGAGCAGAGGUCGUGGAAGAGGUCAAACUCAUCAAAAAGAUAUGAACAAAGUAGGAAAAGAGCGCCCAAAAUCUUCAGGGGAUUAUCGUGACUCCUCUAAUUAUGAACCAAUAGUAGACACUUCCGACUUAACAAAUUACAGACUUGAUCAUAAAGGUAAAGGCAGAGGUUCCCAUCACUUUGAUGGCCAGAAUUCAGCACAAAAAAACAAGAGGAAGCCAGCCAGUAAAGAGGAAGCUUCUUUGUCCAACUUUAAAUAUGAUUAUGAGCCGAUUGUAAAUAUCUAUGACUUGGACAAAAGAUUUGGGCUCACGUCUAAUUCUUCAGACAACUUGAGGACCACUCCUGUGAGAGACCUUUAUAAGUUUGGCUAUAUGCGUAGUGAUAAAGAUAGUAGAAAUGAAGGUGGCACACAUCAUAGAGUUGAUGUUAAACAAACUAAAACUGAAAACAGAGGGAAUAGACAAAAAAACUCCAGUGAAACUGAAGUGAGUUUAACAAGAACUGAAACAGAUGUCACUACAAACAAUUUUUUGGAAAAUUCCAGAGCAUAUAAAGGAAGACUUAAAGACAAUGAAGGACCACCUCCUGAUCCUUCAUUUAACCCAUUAGCUGAUCGUAGGCGCAGUGAUAAGAAGGAUGAAUCAGUAGAACAUCGCAGGCAUCCCAGAAACUAUGGAGGAACUGCAGAUCUCAACCGAGUAAAGCAAACAAUGAAGAACACAAGAGAGAAGGAAAAAGAAGGCCCAAGUGUAGCUAAACCAUUAGAACUAGUGAUGACAGGGAAAGAAAGAAGAAACCAUGAAGAAUGGAAAGCUGAAAGAGACAAAUAUGACCAAGAACGUAUUUUAAGGUCACAGAACUCUGGCGGCAGUUGGAAGAGAGCCUGGGAUGUAGAGAAAGUCAAUCAGGACUCUGAAGAUUCUUUCAACUAUCGACUUGAGCCAGGAAAACGUCCAGCUGGUCGAAUAGGUAGUGGUCGAUUUGACAGGGGAGAGCGAGAUGAACGUCCAAGAAGUGCCAUUCUAGGGAAAGUCUCUGCUAUAGGUGGUCUGCAGCCAACAGAACAUGUACCACAAGCACGUCCUCAGCACCAUGUAGAGCCAGUGACUGGCCCUGAUGCUAAAAGUGUGCGUUCUUGGGGAAGAGGUAGAGGUAGAGGAAGAGGCCAUGGAAACACACCUGGAGAAAAGUCUCCACGACCUAGAACCUGGUCAGGUGGUGAUGACCGUUUUGUGGAAUGUCAGAAGGAGUUACUUCUAGUUAAAUUUGAUAACACUGCUGGUGAUAACAGUGUUGAGGUGGAGUAUGAUGAUGUGCCUCAUAAAGCAUCCCACAGAGCAGCUCCCGCACUUAAUCACACUUCUACAACUUCACGCAGAGGACCUACUGGACGAACACCCAAUCAGCUGGAGAAACAAUCACCUGGAAAAGCACACAAGGAAAAAAAAAGUCAAAAAUCCAAAGAAAUAAAUGCUACUAAUGGUGUGCCUGCUGAUACCAUAGUGAUCCAAGCUAAGGAUGAAGUGCCUUUACCAGAACUUGAAACAUCUCGAGUAAGAACCUCUUCAUACUCACAAAGUUUUGGGGACAGUGAGGAGUGGGAAGAUUGUACAGAAUCAUCUGGUGCUCAAGAAGAAGCUGAAGUUCCUGAACAAGAUCUUCAUUUGGAGUGCAGACUUAAUCCAGAGGCCCCUGAGUUUCUCCCUACUUCCCCUGAUUUCAUGAAAACACCACCAGGUCAUGUGAAGGUAUUGAACUGGGCAAGUGACACUUCUCCUCGAGCAACCUCACAAUCUUCCUGUAGUCUUCCUGAAGGCUCUGCUUCUGUCCAGGCCUUGGAAGAGAAAGAGUCUGAUCAGCCUUUUAAAACUAGUGAUUCUACUAGUCAGAAUGAUGAAGAAGAAGAUCAGUUUGAGGAUUCACAUGAAAGUAGCAAGGUAGAAGAAGAGAUAUUCCAGCAAGCUUCCAAUGAGAUUGUAACUCUAGUUGAAGAUAAAAUACCAAGUAGUAUAAUAGAGCCUAACCAAUCAAUCAGCACCUCAGAAGAACACUUACCUAGGGAGAGUUUCAAUUCUGGUGAAACCACAGAGGAUUUUGUUGCUAAUAGUUCAGAAAGUACUUCUGCUCAAGCCAUUCAAGAGCUCAUUGCCAAUACCCCAGGAAGUACUUCUGGUCAAACAACUCAGGAGCUCAUUGCCAAUACCCCAGGAAGUACUUCUGGUCAAACAACUCAGGAGCUCAUUGCCAAUACCCCAGGAAGUACUUCUGGUCAAACAACUCAGGAGCUCAUUGCCAAUACCCCAGGAAGUUCUUCUGGUCAAACUACUCAGGAGCUCAUUGCCAAUACCCCAGGAAGUUCUUCUGAUAAAAUUGAGGAUAUCAAUAUGAAUUCUCCAGAAAUUUCAUCUGGUGAAACUACCAAGAGUAUUGAUUAUAGUAUCCCAGGAAAGUCUGGUAAAAUUACAGAGGAUAUCAUCACUAGUAACCUAAAUUGUUCUUCUGGUCAAACCACAGAGAUAAUCAGGUCAAGUCAACCUGCUACAGAAAUUUCUGAUGUAAUAAAUACUGAGGACAUGGUUCCUAGUAGCUCAGAUAAAUCUUGUGAUGGUGCAAGCAUAAAGGAUAUCAAUGCUUGUACCCCAGAUGACACAAAGUGUACCCCCCAAGUAUCAGCCAUCUCCACUGCUGAAACAGAAUCAUCUUCUUCAUGAACCAAUCUUGAUCCAAGGCCCACACCAUGGGGACAAGAUUGUUUUCGACAUAAUAUCAUGGGAGUUCAUCAAGAAGAGACUAUUGGAAUACUUAACCACACUCAACUCUUGACCUCCUUGUGAAGAGAAACUACUAGUUUCUAACCAAAGCAACUGUCCAAAUUGUAGUGAAUUUUUAUUUUUCUGUAACAUAUUCAGUGGUUUUGUUUUGUUCUGACAUGCUGUUUCCUUGUGUCACUGUCCAAUAGCAACUAAGUCCUUGAUCAUAAUAUUUUAUUGUAUUUUAGUUUGUAGUCUGGGUUUUCUCAAGUUUAACAUUGCUAAAGAGUCCUUUUAAAAAAAAUCAACUAAUAUUCAUUUUUCUUUUUUGUUUUUACAUUUUCUAUGAGUAGACUUUUGAGGUGUCUAUGUGCAUGAGCACUAAAGAUACUUUUCUAACUUAUGUCAGUUUGUGGUGUCUUAUCAGUAUGCUUUCAAGUUAAAUAGGCUACAGCAAAGAAUGUUCAAUUGCGAUUUAUAAUUUCAAAGCAAUUAAGAACCAUGCACACACAAAACUUUAUACAGAUCUUUAAUGAAAUGAAAAUGUUUGUCAGACAUGACCUUGAUAGUCCUUGAAGUCAAUAUGUUUUGAGCGUGACUGACACAAAUAGCUGACAUGACUCUUGUAUAGAUCUUUCUAUUGACAUGAUCACACAUCACUUUUUACAUGAUCACAGCAGUGUUUUGGUUCACGCUGAACGCUAUUUUUGGUGUGAAUGUGAACUCUCUAUUUACACUUGUCUACUGCCAUGAUCACAGCAGUGUUUGGUUCACGCUGAACUCUCUAUUUACACUUGUCUACUGCCAUGAUCACAGCAGUGUUUGGUUCACCCUGAACUCUCUAUUUACACUUGUCUACUGCCAUGAUCACAGCAGUGUUUGGUUCAGCUGAAUCUCUAUUUACACUUGUCUACUGCCAUGAUCACAGCAGUGUUUGGUUCACGCUGAACGCUAUUUUUGGUGUGAAUGUGAACUCUCUAUUUACACUUGUUUACUGCCAUGUCUACUGCCAUGAUCACAAGGUUGUUUGUAUCCAGGUCUUUGUGUUCAGUGCUAGAACUCUUUCAAAUGGGAAACACUUCUGGAGACUUGUCAAUCAUUUACUUUGUGCUCUUUGUAUUGUUCUUGCCUUGGAGCUGACUAGUGGUGUGCUACUGUCCCUGUAGUGGUGUCACAGUGUGGGGACAAACUGAGGAGUUCAUGGACUAAGGGGAAAGAAGGCUUGAUGGUGUCCUUCACUCCACCUAGUACCUUGCCUUCAAAUGUAGGUGGUUGGUCAUAGUUCUGGCCUUAGAACACUCUCAUCACAGUUUGACCACAUCCUCUCCAUAAACCACUAAGUCAGAGUCUAUGUACAUAGCAAAGAAUUGGUGUAACCCUUUUUUUUUUCUAGGCAUAUUUUAUAAAAGUUUAAUAGUUUAGUCAAAGUUUGAUUCUUGUUUCCACUAGCAACUAUACACAGAAUUGUGUAGACUUAAUACACAGCAUGGUGCAAUGAAACCACAGUCAAUUAGUGAAGAAUUCAAAUAUCUUGUGUUUUGUUCUAUUGUCAAUAAAUUGUAACAUCCUUUGCUAUAUGAAUUAAAAUGUCAUUUGAUGA